Siniperca chuatsi (mandarin fish) is the source of this 1565-nucleotide messenger RNA. It is a transcript of the gene rps27.2, whose product is annotated as ribosomal protein S27, isoform 2. Gene Ontology annotation, biological process: ribosomal small subunit assembly; translation. Gene Ontology annotation, cellular component: cytosolic small ribosomal subunit; ribosome. Lineage: Eukaryota; Metazoa; Chordata; Actinopteri; Centrarchiformes; Sinipercidae. The transcript is spliced from 4 exons. Gene Ontology annotation, molecular function: structural constituent of ribosome; RNA binding. Bases 127 to 381 code for a protein of 84 amino acids. The record is from RefSeq and is a predicted model, not a curated record.
GCCAAAUUAAACCAUGAUUGCCAGUUAUCCCGCCCAUUCAAAGUCUCCGCUCUGCAGAGAGAGUCGACUCGAAGUUUCCGGUGUGUCGUCAGUGUGAUCUUCCGGUGAGCGUCCAGAUACGCAGACAUGCCUCUUGCAAAGGAUCUGUUGCACCCGAGCCCUGAGGAGGAAAAGAGGAGACACAAGAAAAAACGUCUUGUACAGUGUCCCAAUUCCUAUUUUAUGGAUGUCAAAUGUCCAGGUUGCUACAAGAUCACCACAGUGUUCAGUCACGCUCAGACUGUAGUGCUGUGUGUCGGCUGUUCCACAGUCCUCUGCCAGCCCACAGGAGGGAAAGCUCGCCUUACAGAAGGAUGCUCAUUCAGGAGGAAACAGCACUAGUUUGACCAGCCAUGGUUGGACGCAGUUAAGGAAGAGAAUGAACAGAGCUUGAUGGACAUCAAGUAACACUGCCAUGGAGCUGAUGCAGCAAUGAGAAAAUUGAGUGGGAAUGCAAAUCAUGUAAUAUAAGUCUAUUUACAGAAUAUUUACAGAGAAAUGCUUGGCGUUGUUGAGACCCCACCAACACCACAUAUUCAUUAAUUCUUCUCUCUUAAUAUUUUGGUAAAAAUAAUCUUGCAUGUUUGUCAUCCAGUUUGUUCUUUUUGGCUCUUGAAGGUUCUUAGAUGUCAUUUGUCUGGUAAAAGACACUUGUCAACUCAGGACUCCUUAAAAAUGUGUGCUGGUAAAGAUCAGGGCAUUUGAGGACUAUGGCAUUUGGUAUCCUCCAAGUGUACAGAUGUGUGGCCUCGAUGUUUUUUUUGUGGCGAGUAAUUUGCAUUUGUUUGCAUUACAUCCUCAAUGAUUAUGCACAAACAUUUACAGGAAGUUGAGGUGAGGGUAUAAGGAGCCUUGCAGAUAUUGUCCAACAGUUGCUCAGCACUAUAGAUUUAUGCAAAUUACAUUAGACCAGUUCUAGGAAAGGAGACACACUGGCUGAAAUAGCAAAUUACAUCCAACAAACUGUACUUUACUACAGAGUUUUACUAUGUAGAAGCUGCACUCUGCAUAAUUUAAUGUUGACUGACAUUGAUGUCAUCAGUGCCUGCUCCAAAGCCAGUGGUGUUGGUGCUGGGCCUGCUCUCGGUCUCAUCGAGGGUUGAUUCAGGGAAAGUCUUGCUGGCUCUGCUUUUGUUUCCCGAUGCUUGUAAAACACAAACACAGUAACACUAAAUAACAUCAUAAUGAACAUUGUGGUUGUGAAUUUACAUGUGCUUGCAUGCUUCCUGUGAAAAUGAUGUGGGAUGAUUUCUUGUGAAGUUGCAAAUGAAAUCAGAGUGAGAAAAUGCUAGAGAUAAAUCAGAUAAAAUCAUAAUUUGUGUCCUACAGUUAACUCAGCUUUAGUUUAGGCUUGUGGGCCAUUUGCACAGUCUCUAUGUGACAGCGCUGAGUUGUACCCUGAAUAAAGAAACUAAAUCAGGAGAGGGAGUGAAUAACUUUCUUGUUGCUAUGGUGACAUCUUUCUUAUGUCUUGCUUGCACAUUGGACACAGCUUAUAAAUAAAAUCCUGGUAAAUGGGAAUAUGA